AUGAAGAAGUACUGCGAGAGCGAUAUUAAAAUUCUCAUCACUAUAAAUAAGUAUUGCAGGUCUUCUUUAUUAUAUUGUCUACUGGAAUGCCACACAAAUAAAGCCUGAACACUUUACCCAAACCUGUCAAAAGGAUUGAAAAUCAACCCGACAAAAAUAUGGAAACUGAAAUUGAGUGGCAGCUGCUGAUUUAUUCCUGAAAAGGCAAAGAAAUCGAAACAAAAUAGUCCCUAUUGCCUACUAUUCAAAAGACUGGUGCCUCAUGAAACCCAAAUGACAACUGAAGAAAGACCUUUACAAAAAAAAAGGGAGAAAAUAUAUGCAAUUAUAGCAGCCUACAUCGGUCUUUAUGGCGCUGCAAGAAAUGAUAUUAAAAUAAUUGGAAACAAAUGCAAUAAUAUCCUCAAGGUUUCAAUUGAAAAAACUUUCAAAAUUUGGAAAAUCCGUGCCUAG
This is a messenger RNA of Blepharisma stoltei, 453 nucleotides long. The record is from the annotation of a GenBank genome assembly. NCBI's taxonomy places the organism in Eukaryota, Ciliophora, Heterotrichea, Heterotrichida, Blepharismidae.